AAGCUAUCUGUGCCAGCUAGCGUUUCGUUUAAGAUACUGUUUGACUUGUUUAGGCAGUGCUCCUCUUCUCAAACUGGCAUAUAUCAGGACCAAUUGUUGUACGGAUAUAUUUCCCUGAGCGUGUCGUCAUUCGAGCGUCAUUUACCCCGAACUAUCAAAAGCACCUCUAUCUACAGUAUAUCCCCAUCAGCGAAGUCACAACAUGGUUCUCAAGUGAUCAACUGGGAAGAAUUGAUCAGCUUUCGACUGAGACUCUUGUAUCGACCAUGGCGACCAAGCCGAGCAUCACAAUUGACCCUUCCAAAAAGCAGCCGCCUACAAGAGACCAUCCAGAACCAUCUUCACUGAAGCAGCAGCUACCACCAGCAAAGUCAACCAAAUCCCAUCCAACAAAGACCACACGGAACAAUGCCAGCCUCUUCUUCGUGGGCACUGCCACCACAAUCCUCGAAUGGCAAGGACUCCGACUGAUGACAGACCCCAACUUCCUCCACGCAGGAGACCACGUCCAUCUCGGCCCUGGUGUCCAGGGCACACGCCAGACGAACCCAGCCGUUGAUCUACACGACCUUCCCAACAUCGACUUGGUCCUGUUGUCGCACUACCACGCCGACCACUUUGACCAAGAAGUCGAGGCAUCCCUAAGACGCAACCUACCCAUCAUCACCACCCCACAUGCCCAAGAGCAUCUAGCGAACAAAGGCCAAGGCGAGUCAUUCACUGCGGUCCACGCCGUCGACGCCUGGGAGAACAUGUUCGUCAACGUCGACGCGGGCACCAAGGGCGCCAGACCAGGCAUCCACGUCACAGGCAUGCCAGGCAAACACGUAGGUGAUGGCCUCCUGUCCAAAGCCAACGACAUCCUAGGCGCUGUGCCACCGACCAACGGCUGGAUGCUGGAGUUAGGAUACUCAUCCGAUCAGGACAAGGACUUCGAGUGCGGCUACCGCAUCUACAUCUCCGGCGACACCCUAUACGUGUCGGACCUCGAGAAGAUCCCCGAAAUGUACACCCAUGCCGGCAAACCCAUCGACCUGAUGCUCAUUCACCUGGGUGGCACGACCAUCCCGGGCCCGCACAUGCCGUUGAUCAUGGUCACCAUGGACGCCAAGCAGGGUAUUCAGCUGGUCAAGUUGAUACAGCCCGAGUUGACGGUUCCCAUUCACUACGAUGAUUACGAUGUCUUUUUGUCGCCGCUGGCAGAUUUCAAGGCUGAAAUGACGAAGGCCGGAUUUGACGAGAAGGUGGUGUACCUUGACCGUGGCGACCAGUUCGAGUUUGAGGUCCGUGGAGGCAAAAGUACUUGAGGCCGGCUAUCGAGGAGGGUCACGUUCAGUGUGAUGUACGGGUGCGACCCGGGUAACGAGCACCGGGCUGGGAAAAAGCCCAGGCAAGCGAGUUGUUGGCGGUGCCAAACUUAAGGCCCACGAGGCACCGACUCCUAUGAGUCGCACUAUCAAUCUCUUUCCUUCGGACACCAGCGAGAACAUAGCGCUUUCUCUGAGCUGCGGAGGCAAGGAUGAGCAGUAUGCAGGACUGUCCGCUCAGUGAAGAUGUUGCUUAGUGGUGCACACAAAUGAUCGGCUUCUUAAAGAAGGAAAGGACGAAGCCAUGAAUAACCAUAUCCAAAGCGGGAGGCCAGCACAACCGGGAUACCACUACAUUCAACACGAUCAGCCUUGUCACUGAGGAUAGUGGGCAAGCAACCAUGUCACCAUCUAAAAGAGGUAGAUC
Molecule: messenger RNA, 1734 nt
Organism: Exophiala viscosa
Lineage: Eukaryota; Fungi; Ascomycota; Eurotiomycetes; Chaetothyriales; Herpotrichiellaceae
Product: beta-lactamase superfamily domain-containing protein
Exons: 1
Coding region: 267-1307 (346 amino acids)
Source: RefSeq, a predicted model, not a curated record